AUGGCGUCGCUUUUGCAGCCAGAGAAGGUGGUCUACCUGGUCCGCGGGGAGAAACGAAUAAGAGCUCCUAUAUCUCAGCUGUAUUUCUGUCGCUACUGCAGUGAGCUACGGUCGCUGGAGUGCGUGUCUCAUGAGGUGGACUCCCACUAUUGUCCAAGCUGUUUGGAGAACAUGCCGUCUGCAGAAGCUAAGCUGAAAAAGAAUAGGUGUGCAAAUUGUUUUGACUGCCCUUGUUGCAUGCACACGCUUUCUACUCGGGCCACGAACAUCCCAGCUCCUCUGCCUGACGAUCCCACCAAGACUGCCAUGAAGAAGGCCUACUAUUUAGCCUGUGGCUUUUGUCGAUGGACCUCACGGGAUGUUGGGAUGGCUGACAAAUCAGUUGCCAGUGGUGGAUGGCAGGAGCCAGAAAAUCCUCAUACUCAGCGGAUCACUAAGCUGAUUGAAUAUUACCAGCAGCUGGCUCACCGAGAGAAGCAGGAGCGAGACCGGAAGAAGCUGGCGAGGAGACGGCAGUGCAUGCCUCUGGCCUUCUCGCAACACACUAUUCAUGUGGUGGAGAAAUACGGCCUUGGGACCAGACUGCAGAGGCAGAGGCCCGGAGCUCCCAUUUCAAGCCUGGCUGGCCUAACGCUUAAAGAAGGCGAGGACCAGAAGGAGAUCAGCAUCGAGCCAGCUCAGGCCCUGGACGAGGUGGAGCCCCUCCCCGAGGACUGCUACACCAGACCCGUCAGUUUACCGGAAGUGACCACGCUGCGCCAGCGGCUGCUGCAGCCCGACUUCCAGCCUGCAGGGGCGUCUCAGCUGCACCCCAGACACAAGCACCUCCUGAUGAAGCGCUCGCUGCGCUGCCGGAAAUGUGAGCACAACUUGAGCAAGCCGGAGUUUAAUCCAACUUCAAUCAAGUUUAAAAUUCAGCUGGUGGCUGUGAGUUACAUCCCUGAAGUGAGAAUUAUGUCCAUUCCGAAUCUGCGUUACAUGAAGGAGAGCCAGGUGCUGCUGACCCUGACCAACCCGGUGGAGAACGUCACCCACGUCACGUUGACCGCGUGCGAGGAGGGAGAUCCCGACGACGUCAACAGCACUGCCAAGGUUAUUGUACCGAGUAAGGAGCUGGUCCUGGCGGGGAAAGACGCGGCCGCCGAGUACGACGAACUGGCCGAACCUCAGGACUUCCACGACGACCCGGACGUGGUCGCCUUCAGGAAAUCCAACAAGAUCGGCUUCUUCAUCAAGGUGAUCCCUCAGAGAGAGGAGGACUCGGACGUCACCGUUUCCUUCAAGAUCCGACACGACUUCCGCAACCUGGCCGCCCCGGUGCGGUCGAGCGAGGAGGGGGGGGCGGAGCCGGCGGUGGAGUCCAUCUGGCUCACGCAGCACGUGGAGCUGCAGCUGGGGCCUCUGGCUCCCUGAACACUGGCACUACUCCGAAUAGCUUUGGGCCCUUUCAACUAUUUCCUUUUAAACUCGUGGGAUUAAUUUAAUUUAAACAAAGGGUUUCUGACUCAGCUCAUCGUUUUGUGAGACAACAACCUGAGAUCUGCGCAGCUUUUGGAUUAUUUUAUGUUGUAGUAUAUGUCGUAACAACAGACACAUUGUGGGGAAACGGUGAUCGCAUGACAGCUGAACUAUUUAUGCAGCUCGAUAACAGCUUUAUCACGUUAUAGAAAACUUAGGCUGACAGUGAAAGGCCUUAUGUUUAACUCAAUUAGAAUUUUUAGUGGUAAAACUGACGACUGCUGCACCAGAAACCAGAAACCUGCUGUAAUUUCCUAGCAGUGACACCAUCUAUUGUCAGAAAGCUGUUUCAGAAAACCGAAUCAUCCAAAUUAAUUAUGUUUCUUUGAAAACCAUUCAUUUGCUUUGCUGGGUGGUGACAAAAGGAUUUAUUGUAGUGGCCCUUGCAGUAUUUUUUUUUUUUUUUUCUUUUUUGAAGAUGGCAAAGCAAUUAUAACCUCUCUGUGUCCAGUCUUCAUUUGCAUAUCAGCUCUCAGUGAAAGUGUGAGUGAUUAAUGUCUCUGUUAUCAGUGUUUAUGUAAAAACAACUAACGGAUUUUAUUCAAGGAUGUCUGCCAGUUGUUUUUGCAAAUAGAGUGAAGUCGCCGAGCAAAACCAGAAAUGAGAACAAUCAAAUCAAUUUUCCACCUCUGCAACACACACACACACACACACACAUACACACGCACACGCCGAUGUGUCCUCGUCAACAUCACUUUCUGCAGAAAACACUAUUUUAUUAACCUGCAUGCUUCAGCUGUAGUGAUUAUCGCUCACAUUAGACGAUGCCAUCGAGGAUUACUGAAUCUGUUGUUUUAUUUAUGGGUCCGGGUCUUGGUGGGGAGAGGAAGAGCAUCUGACGUCGCACAUUAUUAGUUAUCGGCACAAUGGAGACGAUAUGAGGAAACGUAGUGACAUCAAAUACAAAAUGCUCAUCAGUCGUUAGAGAUGAGACGCUGCUGUGUACGAAGGUUUUGGUUUGUACCCAUCAGUCAGUGCGGCUUCUAAGCUGCUGUCAUUUAGGUUUGGUCUCCAUCGUGAACACCGAGUUAAAGAGAGGAAAAAGAAAACUAAACAGAGCUUUACAUUACAAUUAACCUUCUGUACUGACGAAUAAAAUAUUGCAAAACUGA
Salarias fasciatus (jewelled blenny) is the source of this 2630-nucleotide messenger RNA. It is a transcript of the gene dctn4, whose product is annotated as dynactin 4. Bases 1 to 1413 code for a protein of 470 amino acids. The transcript has 14 exons. NCBI's taxonomy places the organism in Eukaryota, Metazoa, Chordata, Actinopteri, Blenniiformes, Blenniidae. The record is from RefSeq and is a predicted model, not a curated record. Gene Ontology annotation, cellular component: dynactin complex.